Messenger RNA from Aedes aegypti (yellow fever mosquito), 12186 nucleotides. It is a transcript of the gene Dhc16F, whose product is annotated as dynein heavy chain 6, axonemal. The record is from RefSeq and is a predicted model, not a curated record. Gene Ontology annotation, cellular component: dynein complex. Gene Ontology annotation, molecular function: dynein intermediate chain binding; dynein light intermediate chain binding; ATP hydrolysis activity. Gene Ontology annotation, biological process: microtubule-based movement. The coding region runs from base 257 to 12049 and encodes 3930 amino acids. Lineage: Eukaryota; Metazoa; Arthropoda; Insecta; Diptera; Culicidae. The transcript has 17 exons.
UUGAAUUUUUACUCCGCAAUACGAUCUCAUCAAGUUCUCAUUUCCUGCUCAUAAAUCUUGCCAUCUGCACGCUACGACUCUACCACCCUAAUAAAUACUGAACCACACGCGGCUGAGCCACGUGUUGCAUGUCCGGGUAUCUAAGUAGCGGUUGGUCUCUAUGACUGAAAGGCGUCGUUAGGGACGUUGUUACUUUUAUAAAACUAGCUAUAAACCGAAAUGCACCGGCAAACUGGACAACUGGAUUGACAAAAAGAUGAAAUCAAGUACGAUAAAACCGAAAACGACCUUCAAGGCGCCAUCUAAAGUGAACGAGGCCCGUAAAAAAAGAAUUUCCGCUCGAACCCAAAAGCUGCCUAAACCGUCACCGAUCAAUAUCGAAGAGCUUAUCGAGAAAAGGAUACGGAAAUUAAAAGAUAAUAGUUUUUUAUUCUUAACAUAUGCUUUCCCACGAUGUAGUGAACGCUUCGGACCAUACCUGUUUCUGGAGGUCCCUUUCAGUAAGGUUGACAAGCAUGAGUACUACACAGUUAGCCGGCAUGGGAUCACCUACUGGAGCGAUACCGAAAACCAUUUCAGUCAAUUGAACGAGUGGUUAGGAGACUACGAAAAAUACAAGAAAUUAACAAAGCUAAACUUUUUCGGUAACUAUCGCUUCGCAAAGGCUUUUUGUCAAUGGCGUCAAAACGUUAAGCGUGCCAAGUACGAAACUGCCAAGCAAAUGCUAGCCGCAAGUUUGUUCCUUGCUAUGCCUCGUUUAGCAAAAGCACUGCUGUAUAUGAGAGAACAAUACGAGCAGUUGAUACAUUUUCGCUACUUCGAUGUGUCUGUAUGUGAAAACUGGCAUUUGCCAUAUUUUGUGGAAACUCAGCUGACGACUUAUGAGCAAGUGCGAGAUUUGCUAUUCAACUUGAACAAGAAAAUGCGUGAAGUGCUGUAUGAUGCUUGUACAAAUACUCUUACCGAUCGAGGGUUUUCACCGAAUGACGAAGCAUUAAACUGUACGAAUAAGAAAAAGCUAAAGGACAUCAUGAGCUUCACAGAGAGAGCUAAUAAACGUAAACUAUGUGCAUUGCUCGCUAGAUUCUUAGGAUACGCUGACCACAUGAUUAUCAAUUUGUUACAUCAAAUUUUGAGCGAGUCCUUUCGGAAUCUUUCGAAUGUGUUCAAAGGAUACGAUUCAACUGAGUUAGGAGGGAAAGCCCCCUUUAUGACGAUUGAAUUAAUUUUGAAACCGACCACCAUAGCCGUAGAUCCUUCGAGGGAAAUUGCUGUCUCUCUAUUGGAUAAAAUUUGUUCGAUGGUGGUAGAAUCAACCAGAUGCAUCAAACGAUUUCAAAGUGAUGAAUAUUUCACAAUAUUCACAGAACCGAUAAUUAUGGGCCGUCAAGAAGACCGUCUCUGUGGCAACCCGCCAAGUUUCAAUUUCAUAAUGGAUAACGAUAUUGAACUUUUGAAUAAUAUUAAAUCUAUAAAUAAUCAUAUCAAUGAAGCAUACGACAUUGUUGACAAGUAUACUGCAAAGUUUGAUAAAAUUCGGGACAACUAUCAUCAGGCAAUUGCGAUGGAUCGAAACUUGAUUAGAAAUGAAUCUGACUUGGGUACUUUGGCGAAAUUCUGCGAACGAUAUAACUCAGAAAUGGCGGAAUUAGAAAACAUCCAAGAAUCAGAGCGACUCGGCUUGGUUCAAGUUAAACAGUUAACGUUUCGCGAGGAAAUCCUUCCUGUUUGCCAAGAGCUAUUAUCCGUAUUAGACGAGACUCUACCUAGACUUGCCAUGGAAAAGAUCAACUAUGUAAACCAGAAAGGCGAAGAGAUAUCUACUAAACUUAUGAUUGUCCCGGAGGAAACUAAUCAAUACAUAUAUUAUUUCAACUUCCUUGAAAUAUGUCAUGAACAAGUAGAAAGCUUGGAAAAGGAAUUGAAUUACGCCUACGAAGCAUUGAAGAUAAUGAAAGCAUACAGAAUUCCAUUUAGAGACGAAGAUAAGGACAAGUAUUUAGACAUGGAGGAAUUGAUGGUGCAAAUUAAGGACAUCAUGGACACUAAACGAACUCUGAAACGUGACAUGAUAAAUAAGUUCGACCUAUGCUUGCAAACAGACAUUGCCAAAAUAUUCUUGGAAGUGGAAGAGAUAAGCGAACAUGUACUCCAAGAAUGGCUUUUGGACGUAAAUUCUGACCCAGCGCAAAUCCGUGACUGUCUCAUAGACUUAUCAGAGAGACUUAGCUCAUGUCAACGUAAGGCACAAGAGUAUCGGAAAUAUCAGAAAGAGUUUCGCUUGGAAGUUACUCGCUUUGACAAACUGGAUAUAGUGAUGAAUGAAGUUAAACUUCGUCAAACUUUGUGGGACGGCGUCCAACAAUGGAAAGAUAGCUUAGAACUUUGGAGUGAAAUCAGAUUCUACGAUCUGAAUGUCGAAGAGGUUGAAGCACUUAACAAUAAGAUUUUGAAAAACUGUGCCAUGCUCGAUAAGAAUCUCCCUAAAAAUGAUAUCAUUCCAAAGUUGAGAUUAGAAGCGGAAAUAUUUAAAGAAAAAAUACCUGUCCUCACAUAUCUUCGAAACCCGGCAUUGAAAAAUCGGCACUGGAUUAAAAUUGAACAAAUAUUGAACAAACGUCUCGCUGGCGAAGAAGAAAUUUAUUUGCAUACUUUUGAAGACGCUAAUGCAUUUGAAGAAGAUAUUGCUAACGAACUAAUGGAAGUAUCGAACAUGGCUAGCGCUGAAUCUGGACUAGAAACACUCCUGAACAAGGUUGAAAAUGCUUGGAAGGAAUUGGAACUUACUGUUGUGAACCACAGGGACGCUCGGGAUGUUUUUAUAUUGGCAGGAACUGAUGAAAUUCAAACUGUUUUGGAUGAAUCUAGUAUUAACAUCAGCACGAUAGCAGCAUCAAGACACGUUGGGCCGAUCAAAUCAAAAGUUGACGAUUGGGCUAAGCAACUGGAUUUGUUUUCUCGUACUUUGGAUGAGUGGUUGGUCUGCCAGCAAUCUUGGAUUUAUUUGGAGGCAAUAUUUUCAGCACCUGAUAUUCAAAGGCAGCUACCACAUGAAACGCAAAUGUUCCUCCAAGUUGACAAGAGCUGGAAAGAUCUUAUGAGGCGUACUCAGAAAUCACCAAUGGCUUUAAGUGCAAUGACUGCUGAAGGGGUUUUGGAGCAGCUACAGAUUAACAACGUUUUAUUGGAGAAAGUUACAAGGUGUUUGGAAGCAUAUCUCGAAGUCAAACGUAUGGCUUUUCCGAGAUUCUAUUUCUUAUCGAACGACGAACUGUUGGAAAUUUUGGCGCAAACCAAAAAUCCACAUGCGGUACAACCUCAUCUGAGAAAAUGCUUCGACGCCAUAGCUCGAAUUGAGUUUGGCAAGAAAAAAACGGAUAGUGGAGAAUCUUUGAUGACGAAUGAUAUCAUUGCAAUGGUCUCACCGGAAGGUGAACGUCUUACUUUUGGCAUUGGAUUGAAAGCACGUGGAGCCGUCGAAGAUUGGUUAUCCAAAGUAGAGGAAGCAAUGUUCUUAGCAGUGAAAAGGUACAUGCGGUUGGGAUAUAGAUGUUACCCGACAAAAGAUCGAUCGUAUUGGAUGCAAGAGCACCCUAAUCAGAUAGUUUUAACUGUAUCGCAACAACAAUGGUGUGCCGAUGUACAUGAGAUACUUGACGGCAAAGGAAAAAUUACCAAGAAAUUACUUGCAUUCAGAGAUAAAUUAGUUAAAAAUUUGGCAAUUCUAGCAUCUAUCGCGAGAACAAAUAUAUCAAAGUUGGUGCGAAAGGUUCUAUGCGCUCUGAUCACUAUUGACGUGCACGCUAUGGAUACGGUUUCUCUAAUGGUAGAGAAAAAAGUAACCAAAUCGUCUGAUUUCGAAUGGCUUAAAAUGCUACGUUAUUACUGGAUGUCGGAGACAGAUACGGUAGAAACGAAAAUGGCGUCAUCGAAUCAACCAUAUUUCUAUGAAUAUCUUGGCGCAGGAGGUGUUUUGGUCAUAACGCCCCUAACAGACAGGUGUUAUCUAUGCCUAAUGGGUGCUUUGCAAAUGGAUUUAGGUGGUGCUCCGGCGGGACCUGCUGGAACGGGAAAAACUGAAACAACGAAGGAUCUUGCCAAAGCUCUAGCAAUCCAAUGUGUUGUGUUCAAUUGUUCUGAUGGACUAGACUACAAGAUGAUGGGAAGGUUUUUCACUGGUUUGGCACAAUCGGGUGCAUGGUGCUGCUUUGACGAGUUCAACCGAAUAGAUAUAGAAGUACUCUCAGUGAUUGCCCAGCAAUUGAUAACAAUAAGAAAUGCCAAAGCCAUGAAAAUGAAGCGAUUCAUGUUUGAAGGUCGUGAAAUUAAAUUGAAACCCUCUUGUGCUGCAUUCAUUACCAUGAAUCCUGGAUAUGCAGGAAGAACGGAACUUCCAGACAAUCUAAAAGCACUAUUUCGGCCAAUAUCUAUGAUGGUUCCGGAUUAUGCUCUGAUUGCUGAAGUUAUAUUGUACUCCGAAGGAUUUGAAGCAUCGAAAGUACUAGCGAAAAAAAUGGUACAGAUGUAUAAACUUUGCAGUGAGCAAUUAAGUCAACAGGAUCAUUACGAUUUCGGGAUGCGAGCUGUAAAAAGCGUUUUGGUAAUGGCAGGGGCUCUUAAACGCGCAUCACCCGAUCAACCAGAGGAUAUCACAUUGAUUUGUGCAUUGAGAGAUUCUAAUCUUCCAAAAUUCUUAGCAAAUGAUGCCGUUCUUUUCACCGGUAUAUUGGGAGAUUUGUUUCCGGGUAUCGAUUUGCCUGAACCAGAAAGAGGUAGUUUGCAGGCAGCGAUUGAAAUCUGCAUGGAGCAGAAUAAUUUGCAGACCGUCCCAGAGCUAAUAUUGAAGACGCUCCAGCUAUAUGAAACUAUGGUUGUACGUUGGGGUGUUAUGUUGGUUGGCCCUACUGGAAGUGGCAAGACAACAGUGCUGCAUACACUAGCAUGUGCAUUAGAGAAGCUAUACAAUGACAUCGUCGAAGGGCCUUAUUACAGACCGGUGAAUAUUCAAACCCUUAAUCCGAAAGCGAUCAGUAUGGACGAAUUGUAUGGAUUUGUGAAUUUGGCUACUAUGGAAUGGAAGGAUGGUUUGCUAGGUCUGGCAAUUCGAGCUGCAGUAAAUGUUCUAGAAGAAGAACAUCAAUGGGUGGUUUGCGAUGGACCUGUAGAUGCUGUUUGGAUAGAAAAUUUAAACACUGUGCUCGACGACAAUAAGAUGCUGUGUUUGGCCAAUUCUGAACGUAUUAAGCUAACGAGCUGGGUGCACAUGGUAUUCGAAGUACAGGACUUAGCACAGGCAUCACCUGCAACGGUGUCUCGAUGCGGCAUGGUUUAUCUUGAUCCAAUGCACCUGGGAUGGGAUCCAUUGAUAACGUCUUGGCUAAAUACGGUUGAGGAGUUCUACUUAGAUCAAGAUCUAAAAGAGCAUAUUCAUUUGCUAUUCAGUCGCUACUAUGAUGGAAUGAUCAAGUACAUAAAUAGGAAAUGUCGUUGGAGUAUCCAUCAAGUAAACGUGAGCAAGCUAUCGAUGAUGACAAAACUACUAUUGGUACUGCUUAAGCAAACUCAGGGAAUCAACCUUAUGGAACGAGGAGAUGCGAAAAACUACGUUUGCAAACUGUUUACAUGGUGUGCACUUUGGGCGUUUGCAGGAAACUUAUUGGAUGAGUCGAAAGUUGGAUUUGAAAAAUUUUUGAGAUCAUUAUUAGAGGAGAGUGAUGUUGCGCUGUUGCCCGAAGGAUCACUGUGGGACUAUAGGAUAAACCCGAUGAUAAAGUCCUGGGAAAAUUGGUUAUCUAUUCAUCCACAAUUUGAUUAUAAUCCGAAUGUAGCAUAUUUCGAUAUGCUUGUGCCGACAUUAGAUACUACAAAAUAUGGAUUCAUAGCUGAAAUGUUAUUUCGCGAGCAAUACCCGGUUCUGUUUACCGGUGACACUGGCGUUGGCAAAUCUGUAUUGGCACGUGAUAUUCUGAACAAAUUGAUGAAAGAAAAUGUAAUACCAAUUUUUGUUAACUUCUCUGCUCAAUCGGAAAGUGCUCGUACUCAGGAAAUAAUUGAAUCAAGACUGGAACGUCGUAAGAAGACUUUACUGGGAGCGCCAAUCAACAAGAAGAUAAUAAUUUUCAUCGACGAUGUCAACAUGCCAAAGCUAGAUAUGUAUGGAAGUCAACCCCCAAUUGAAUUACUUCGUCAGUUUCUCGAUUUCCACGGAGUUUAUGAUCGAGAUAAAUUAUUCUGGAAAGAUAUAGUUGAUGUCACGCUGGGCGCAGCAUGUGCUCCUCCAGGUGGUGGAAGAAAUAUUCUAACUCCUAGAUUUAUCAGACAUUUCGCAUUACUCUCGUUCCCGACACCUAACAGUGACACUCUAAAAACUAUUUUCAAAGCAAUUCUGGUGGGAUUUUUGAGUGAUUUUAGCAUGGCUAUACGUCCUCUGGCUGAACCAAUCAUAGAAGCAGCUGUCGCAGUUUACGAAAGAAUUUCUGAAGAGCUUUUACCAACACCUAAAAAGUCCCAUUAUGUGUUCAAUCUACGGGAUUUAUCUAAAUGUGUUCAGGGUAUCCUUCAAGCUGAUUCUUCAUCAUAUGUGAAUCCAAUACAAAUGCUUCGGUUAUUUUAUCACGAAUCAAUGAGAAUAUUCUACGAUCGUUUGAUUUGUGAGGAGGACAAGUCGUAUUUCAAACAAUUGUUGCAAGACUGCUGCGAGAAAUUCUUCGAGACUACGGUUGUCCAACAAGAAGAGAAUGUUUUCUUCGGAGACUUCAUGAUAUUUGGGCAAGCAACGGAAGACCGCGUUUAUGAAGAGAUAAAAGAUUCUAAAAAGAUGAAAAAUGUCUUGAUCGAUUAUUUGGAAGAUUACAACUCCACUGGAGGUAAAGAGAUGAAUCUAAUAUUUUUUGGAGAUGCUGUUGAACAUAUCGUCCGUUUGGCUCGAUUACUGCGGUCGGAGCGAGGAAAUGGUCUCUUGGUUGGAGUAUCCGGAAUGGGCAAACAAAGUCUCUCUCGAUUGGCAGCACACAUUAACGGUUAUCAGUGUAAUCAAAUUGCCUUGAGGCGUGGAUAUGAUCACACUUGUUUCCACGAAGAUUUGAGAAAAAUUUACUGGAUCGCUGGAGUGUUGAAUAAACCUACCGUAUUUUUGAUAACCGACACUCAAAUUGUAAAGGAAGAAUUUAUGGAGGAUAUAAAUAACAUUCUCAACUCAGGAGAGGUUCCCAAUCUAUUUGAAGGAGACGAAUAUGAAAAAAUCAUCCUGAAUGCUCGACAACCCUGUUUAGAGAGUGGUUAUCCCAACACGACAAGGGACGGAAUUUUUGAAUUCUUCAUCAAACGCGUUCGUGCUAAUUUACACGUCAUAUUAUGCAUGAGCCCUGUCGGCGAUACCUUCAGACGACGUUGUCGAAUGUUUCCUUCUUUGGUGAACUGUUGUACGAUAGAUUGGUUCGUGAAAUGGCCAGCGGAAGCUCUUUUGUCCGUGGCAGUAGGAUCCCUAAAAGAAGUGUCUGAAAAUGAAGUUCAGUGCAAGCAUCUAGCUCAAGUUUGCGUAAUGAUACAUGAAAGUGUGGAAAUCAUCUCGGAAAGGUUCCAUAGAGAAAUGCGACGACACUAUUACACCACUCCUAGCAGUUAUCUGCAACUGUUGAAUCAGUAUCGUGUAUUGGUCCAAAAACGUAUUGAGGUGAUUCAACAAAAGAAGGAUAGGAUAGCCAAUGGGCUGAGCAAAAUUUUGGAAACAAAUAUUGUCGUAGCAGAAAUGGGCGAAGAAUUGAAGCAGUUUGUUCCUAUUUUAGAAGAAAAGUCUAGAAACAUGAAGGAACUGCUGGCAAAACUUGACAAAGAUAAUAUUAUUGCUGAGGGCGUUAAAAGGAGUGUGGCAAAAGAUGAAGCCGAAGCCAAAAUCAAAGCUGCUGAAACGCAAGAAAUAGCUGAUGAAGCAGCAAAAGAUUUAGAGAUCGUUAUGCCAACUUUACAAGCUGCACAAGAUGCGCUGAAGGCGCUGAACAAAAACGAUAUUAAUGAGUUAAGAGUAUUUCAAAAACCUCCAAAGCUUGUACAGUUUGUUAUGGAAGCUGUACUCAUUCUCCUGGGAUCAAAAACUGAUUGGAAUACUGCUAAAGUUGUGAUGGCUGAUGUUAACUUUUUGAAGAAGCUCGAAGAUUACGAUAAAGAACAUAUUCCAGAUUCAAUGCUGAAGAAACUAAAAACAUAUAUUGAACAUAAAGAUUUCCAACCACCUGUUGUUGAAAAGGUGUCUAAAGUUGCAAAAUCGAUGUGCUUAUGGGUGAUAGCUGUCGAACGAUAUGCUAAAGUAUACAGAGUAGUUGAGCCAAAAAUAAAGCGACAGAAGGAAGCUGAAGACGAAUUAAACCAGGUUAUGAAGCUGUUGAAGUCCAAGCAAAAUGAACUGGCUGAAAUAGAAGCUAAAAUAUUGAUGCUAAUAUCUAAUCUUGAUGAAAAGAAACGAGAGAUGAAAGUUCUACAAGAUCAUAAUGACCUGACGGCUGCACGGUUGAAUCGAGCUGGUCGGUUAACAUCUGCUUUAGCUGAUGAAGAAAUUCGUUGGCGAGACACUGUGGAAGAGCUAACUGCUGAACAAUUUGCUGUUCCUGGAGAUGUUCUAGUAGCAUCGGCAUAUGUGGCUUAUCUUGGAGCUUUUCCAAUUGGUUAUAGGCGUGAACUUACUAAGUAUUGGGUCGAGGAAUGCAGAAACCUUAACAUUCCUAGUAGUGAUAAGUUCAAUUUAGUGAAAAUUUUGGGAGAUUCAUUUCAAAUUCGACAAUGGAACAUAUUUGGCUUACCGAGAGAUGAGAUAUCGAUCGAAAAUGCAAUUAUUUCAACUGAAGCCGGUAGAUGGCCAUUAAUUAUUGAUCCCCAAGAACAAGCCAAUCGCUGGAUUCGUAAUAUGGAAUCACACAACGAGCUAAGAAUUAUAAAAUUGACUGAUUCAAACAUGAUGAGAAUACUAGAGAUAUGCAUCAGGCAGGGAACUCCUAUGUUAAUAGAAGACAUUCAAGAAACUCUCGAUCCAGUUCUGGAGUCAGUGUUACUCAAACGAGUUUUCAUGCAAAAUGGCAGACCAAUGAUAAAACUGGGAGAUGUUGACGUUGAUUAUGACCACAGCUUUAGACUAUACAUGACUACUAAACUGGCGAAUCCACACUUUCUGCCUGAAAUUUGUAUACAAGUAAGCUUAGUAAACUUCUUGGUAUCCAGGAGUGGAUUAGAAGACCAGUUACUUGCCGAUAUUAUUAAAAUCGAACUGCCGGAUAUGGAGAAACAACGCAGCGACCUUAUUGUUAGAAUAAACCAAGACAAACAACAGCUUUUGAUGUUAGAAGACAAAGUUUUAAAGCUUUUGUACAGUUCUCAAGGCAAUAUUUUGGACGAUGAAGAACUUGUUGAUGCCCUCAAUGAAUCAAAGGAAACCUCGAUGGUUAUCGCAGAUCGGCUAGUGGAAACAGAAAAAACUGAGAUGGCUAUUGCAGCUACUAGAGAGAAUUAUCGAAUAUUAGCAUCACGAGGAGCAGUUUUAUACUUCGUAGUAUCGUCAUUAGCAGACAUCGACCCCAUGUACCAAUUUAGUCUACGGUAUUUCUCACAUGUGUACUGUUCGGUGAUAGCCAAACCACACGAAAAAAUGGAGCUUCCUGAACGAUUGACAUCGUUGCUGGAUGAUAUAACAUAUACUAUAUUUUCAAACAUUUCACGAGGCUUGCUAGAGAAGCAUAAAUUGAUCUAUGCAUUUCUCCUGGCAGUAGGAAUCGGCAAAGAGUCUAAUGAAAUCACAGAUGAUCAAUUAAACUUUAUUUUAAGAGGGCCAACUAGCCGAAAUUAUCCUCUAGAACUGAAACCUCAACAUGUAACAGAGAACCAAUGGUUCAGUUGCAAAUUUUUGGAAGAAACGUUUACAGCUUUUACUGGAUUGACAAAGUGCCUUCAUGAACACAUAGAAGUACAAAUACAAGAUUAUAAAGAAAAUCUUACGUCAGCGCCAAAAUCUACAGUAGCCUCAAAACAGUGGAACAAUUUUUUGACGUCACCUGAAAAACUUAUGCUUGUUGCGGCAUUAAAAGAAGAAAGUCUAGUAAUUGCUAUAACAGAGUUUAUUCGUUUGAAACUUGGAAAACAUUACACGGAACCACCUAAGAAUACCAGCUUACCAUCCUUAUACGAAGACAUAUCUCCAAUAACUCCCCUAGUGUUUGUACUAUCUCCUGGUUCUGAUCCAAUGACGGCACUAAUCAAAUUUGCCCAAGAUAAAGAAUAUUCGGAGAAAUUAUUCUCCAUCUCGUUAGGACAAGGACAAGGCCCAGCAGCAGAAACCUUGUUGGCAAAUGGGACCAAACUGGGUCACUGGGUGUUUUUGCAGAAUUGUCAUCUUGCCACCUCAUGGAUGGAGUCAAUGGAACGAAUUGUGAACAACAUAGCCAUGGGAUUGCAACCAGUUCAUAAUGGUUUUCGAUUAUUCCUUUCAUCUAUGCCCGUAAAAACGUUUCCCAUCAGUGUGCUUCAGAACUCGGUAAAAGUUACCAAUGAACCUCCGAGAGGCUUACGCGCUAAUUUGAUUCGCUCGUUGAACGAUCUUGACACAGGAAGCUUUGAAUUACAUGUACUUGGACAACAUUGGAGAAGUAUGAUCUUUGGUCUGUGUAUGUUCCACGGUAUUAUAUUGGAGCGGCGCAAGUUUGGCCCUAUAGGCUGGAAUAUUAUGUACGAGUUUAACGAAAGUGAUCGAGAAUGCGCUUUGAGGACAUUGGACAUAUAUUGCGAACGGGAAACUAGAGCGCCCAUACCUUGGGAUGCCUUGGAAUACAUCAAUGGUGAGAUCACUUACGGAGGCCGAGUUACGGAUAACUGGGACCAGCGUUGUUUGCGCUCGAUUAUGAAAAUAUAUUCUUCUGAGAGUGUACUUUCCAUUGGAUACCAAUAUAGUGAAAGCGGUCACUACUACUGUCCGGAUGCAAAAACUUUAGACGAAUACAAAGAUUAUGCGAACAGUUUGUCUAUACAUGAUCCCCCGGAAAUGUUUGGAAUGCAUGAGAAUGCUAAUAUUAUUUUCAACCGAAAUGAAACUAGAUUCUUUAUUGACACUCUUUUAAAUAGCAUGAGCGGCGGUGAUUCCUUAAGCGAAGCUGCAUUGGCAGCUAUGGAUAAGAUAUGCUUGGAAAAAAUACAAAGUAUAAGAUCAGCAAUUGCAAAAAAUAUCAAUAGCGAUAACCCAUAUCCAGAUUUGAUGAAGAAAGACAACAAGAAUCGAAUACCUUCAUUAACGACAGUCCUGUUACAGGAAAUAGAUAGAUUUGAUCGAUUACUUGGUGUAAUGCAUAGCAACUUGAACGACCUGGAGAAAGCCAUACAAGGAUUCGUAGUCAUGUCAGAGAGUCUAGAAAUGAUAUAUCGUGCAUUUUCUAAUAAUCAAGUCCCACAAUUAUGGCACACUGUUGGCUUUUUAUCCACCAAAUCGCUAGGAAGUUGGAUAUUUGAUCUGCAGCAACGAAUUGAAUACAUACAGUCAUGGAUUGAUGAUGGCUUACCGAUAUCGUCGUGGAUAUGCGGCUUAUUUUUCCCUCAGUCAUUCUUGACCGGUACUUUGCAGACAUAUGCGAGGAAGAACGAUAUUCCAAUCGACACCCUGCGAUUUGACUUCGAGGUUAUGAACUGUACGUUGAAUCAACAGGUCAUAUAUGAGCGACGAGCUCGGGGACAAAAGAGUAAUUCCUUGUUUGAAGAUCUCAAAGUACCUGGUUCCGGCAUCCUCAUCCACGGACUCUUCAUCGAAGCUGGUAGAUGGGACGUACGAGAAGGAGGAUUAUGUGAUGCCAAAAUUGGAGAAUUGGUUUCUAGAUUACCGGUAGUUUGGCUGAAACCAUGUGUUAACCUUGAUAUUGGCAAUCGAUAUGAAGCACCUCUCUACAAAACCAGCGUACGGGCAGGUGUACUCUCUACCACCGGUCAUUCGACAAAUUUUGUUCUAUCUAUUCUACUGGACACCAAAAAAUCUACCGACUAUUGGAUUUUACGUGGAACUGCUCUCGUUACUUUAAUAACCGAUUAAGCCAGACUGAGAAGAGCAUCGAUGUUUGCUUCUACUUCCUUGACCGCCUUCAAUGCAUGUGCCGUACUUGUAGUCACCUCAUGAAUCAUAACUUUUUGUAUUGUUCUGCAAAUAAACAUAAUUAUUUAAUUCUGUAA